GACGAGGAUCAGUCAACACAAACAAAAGAUAACGAGCUCGAAUCAUUACACUUGAAUGACUUUGACACUUCCCCUAACAUUACACUGCGUUGGAGGACAAUUUGCCAAUAGCCUCUACUAACCCGCCUGAUUUGCUUAAGGUCUCGACAUACCUAAAAAUUUUCCUAUCCUGUUUUUUAAAAACUUUACUAGACCUGCAACUAGGUACUUACAUCCAAGACAUCUUCGAAACCUGAAGUUCUACCUUAGGUUUCAAUUCAUAAUUUCAUAAUUAUCACACCCUAUAUAAGCGCACCUUUAAAGUUAGAAUCGCAACCGUAGCGAUAUUUCAUAAAGUUAGUACCUAAUCAAAAUAAAAUAGGUGACCAAAUUCAUGUUAUAAUCAUGUCCUGUAAAUGUCACAGUUAAUAAUCUUCACUGACAAUGUAUUUAAAGUAAAUAUUUUGUUAAACGUGGCUUUUAAAAUACUAUAACAAAAGAGCAAAUUAGCCGGCUGUCGAUAUUUUAAAGAGUCGCUUAUUUUUCUUUGAGUUUAAAUGUACGAGUAUUUCAAUAGAAGUCGUGUGUAGUCAAGGAAACGUUUGGCCUAAGUAUUAGAAAUUAGUAGCCAUUUGUUGAGUCAUCGUUGAAAAUAAUUAGUGAUUGUUGUACUUAAGCGUCAGUUUAGAAAAAAAAAUUGAUUCGCACCUCUAUCAAACACAAUGCAUCAAGAUUUAGCUUGAAUCAUUCUUUCUAGAUUACCAACAGGACUCAAUGCAUAAACGCUCACGCAUAUUACUUCCGUGUGACAUUGCACGAUUUCCUAUAAACUUACAAAAUGUGUAACAACUUAAUAGUAGAAAUUGUCGUGUCGUUUCAUUUUUAACACGAGGUUGUACUUCAAGGUGCCACACUAACACGAUACGGCAUGCAACGCCGAUGCCACACAACUACACCAGCCUUCGACUUAUCGGAAAUAUUUUUCUUGUUUCCAGACAUUGUAUUCGUGAGUGUUCUCAAUUUGCAGCAUUACGAAAUAACUAAAUUAAUGUUAGAGAAUGGUAAACACGUGCUAUGCGAGAAGCCUAUGGGCAUGACUUACAAACAAACUAAAUCGCUGGUGGACCUGGCGCGCGAACAGAAACUCUUCCUCCUUGAAGGAAUGUGGUCGCGGUUCUUCCCUGCUUACGACGCUUUGGAUCAGCACAUAUCUUCUGGCGGGCUUGGGGACAUCUAUCACAUCAGCAUACAGUUUGGGGUCGAAAUUAACGACAUUGAGAGGAACUUAAUGAAGGAUUUGGGCGGUGGCGCAGUACUAGACCUGGGUGUUUACAUGUUGCAACUAGUGCAGUUCAUAUACAAGGAGCCGCCGACCGACAUCGUAUGCACAGGACAUUUGAGCAAGGCUGGAGUGGACGAGUCCAUUUCUUGCGCGCUCAAGUACAAAGAUGGCCGCACCGCUACAUUGUCCGCACAUACGAGGGCCAAUAUGCCCAAUAAGGCGGAGAUCGUUGGCACCAAAGGAGCUAUUGCUUUGGACUAUUUCUGGUGUCCCACCGUGCUACAAAUAUCAGCCGCUAACAACACAGAGUGGAGUUUACCCAAAGGCAAAUACAAGUUCCAUUUCCACAAUAGUGCGGGACUCAGUUACGAGAUACAAGAAUGCUGGGAUUGUAUCAGCAAAGGCUUGCUGGAAAGUCCCAAGAUGAGUUUGGAUGAAUCUGUUCUAUUAGCUAAAUUGACUGACACUAUGCGCGCUCAAGUGGGUGUCUUAGAAGCUGAACUAAAUUGAGGGAACAAAAUUAAUGCCAUUACCUUAAAUGUUAGCCAAUCCAAGUUUACAUAAUACUUAAAUAUAACAUAUACAUAAAGAGAUUUGCUUUAAUUAUAUUAUAUUGUAAUGCUAAGUGCCAGUGGAACAAAAGAGCUAUGCGUUGUGAUAUUUUACCUUUAUUCGGCUCAUACAUGUUUAUGAAAGUUACUUAAAGUACAGUAUUUACCUCAACUAACUGUGAUUAUUAGUAUGUUGUGAGAUGGUUGUUAAAUGUUAAUAUAAAAAAUAUAUACCGCACAAAUUCA
Molecule: messenger RNA, 2058 nt
Organism: Helicoverpa zea (corn earworm)
Lineage: Eukaryota; Metazoa; Arthropoda; Insecta; Lepidoptera; Noctuidae
Product: trans-1,2-dihydrobenzene-1,2-diol dehydrogenase-like
Exons: 5
Coding region: 908-1771 (287 amino acids)
Molecular function (GO): nucleotide binding
Source: RefSeq, a predicted model, not a curated record